CAAUAUCAGCAAAGCGACAUAUCCUUCGCUUGUCUUGGUAAUCGCUACCGCUGCUCACCCCCCAACGUUUCUACUCUCACCUCAGUCUAAGCGGACAAGGCGGGCAAUCAAACCCCCACUCUCCUGGAGCUCAGUUGCUCCAAUGGCCCGUCCAGACCUCGCCGAGUCCACCGAGACCCUCAAUGAUGUCGGUAGCAUACCUAUGGACAUAGAAUGCCGUGGAUAAGUACUACAUGGUUGUAACUAAGGUGAUUCGAGCACCGCUAGCCGCUUACUUUUGCCUGCAACUGGGCCUGUGCCAUAUUCAGUAUCAGCGUUUCUGUACAUUAUCCGCUGCUGUGUCUGGUCACUUUCAACACCAUUUCACCGAAAAUUGCGCCCCUCAGAUCAUUGUUGCAGCAGAUCCGUUGCAUCCAUUACAUUGUAUUAGAUGCUGGACUUUAGAUAGCGCCCGUUAAAUCACUCUUCACAGCACGUGGAGGUGGUGAGUAAAAAAGGACGCAUGCGCUCGGCGGGGAGAAACCCGAUGUUACCGGAACUCCCGUAUGAGUGAGCACUUCGGAAGCCAGCAGGCCGAUAACAUGGCGUUUCAACAAGACAUCACUCACGGUCAAGAGAAGUCUAGGCCCAUAAUUCUGAUUGCGACUUCUGCUCAAGUCCGCGCGAAUAACACGCGCAGUACUUCAACAAAUGACCCAACAAUGCCCCUACGAACGGUUGGCAUUGGCUGAUAUUGUUCAGCAUGCUUAUUUAGAUAUGAGCUAAACUCAUUGCUGUUUGGCGUCGAACUCGCUCAUCACGUUGCAACUGCUUAUGUUAAUAUUGCUCACCUUUUGGAAGAACAAGCCAUGCUUGCUAGUAGU
This is a messenger RNA of Fusarium redolens, 863 nucleotides long. RefSeq lists its product as uncharacterized. The record is from RefSeq and is a predicted model, not a curated record. Lineage: Eukaryota; Fungi; Ascomycota; Sordariomycetes; Hypocreales; Nectriaceae. The coding region runs from base 234 to 458 and encodes 74 amino acids. The transcript has 2 exons.